AUGGCCGAACACGACUCAUCGUCAUCAUCCAAGCGACAGAGGAUCAACCAGGCGUGUGACCAAUGCCGCAAACGCAAGUCCAAGUGCGAUGGCGAGCAGCCCUCAUGCGCGACAUGCCGCAGCCUGGGCAAGCUUUGCACGUACGGCACACCCGCGAAGAAACGAGGGCUCCCGACCGGCUAUGUGCGAGGAGUAGAGGCCCUGCUGGGCCUCUUCCAGCAGUCCCUCCCCAAUGGCGAGUAUAAGCUGCGAAGGGUGCUGCGAGAACACCUGGUGGGCCACAUGGCCGAUAGCGACUACUUAGAGCAGGCUUCGGAUAUCUGGCGGUCCUCCGCUUUAGCGAAAGACCUCGACCAUCUACUCAACAUUGCAGACGAUAAUGACACACCACGACCGUCUUCAGGCGCCGAUAGAGCGCUCAGGCUACCUCCUAUCGAAAGUGCCAGUCCAGCCGUCCAGCACCAGCCACCUGGCGAUCCGUUCGAGAGACUGGAGCAGUUCCUAGACGUGCCGCCGCCGAACCUCCCAGACAACGUGCAGGAAAUCGUGGACUAUUACUUCCGAACGACACACUGCUGGUUUCCCAUCCUCGAACGGCGAACCGUUCUGCGCGCUUUAUAUCAUGACGAAUCCCACGAUGAGACUGGAUGUGACCGUGAAGGAUACCGGCUCUGCUUGUGGGCCAUAAUCGCUUACACAUCCGCAACAAUGGGCGGUUUGUCCAGUUCACUAGGGUCUGUGAAUCCAGACAGCAUCCAGGCAUACAUUCGAUUGUGCUUAAACGGGAAUGAGCGAGCAUUUUCGAUCGGCAAUGCGCAGGCGUUGAUCAUCCUUGCACUAUUCAACAUCGGGAUGAGACGGCUGAGUGUCGCCCGGCUUCUCUUGUCACAAGUAUUCUGCAUGCUAGUCGACGUCAGCCUCGACGAUCGUCGACGCUCUGAGAGGUAUCAGCAUACAAUACAGGGUUGUUUUUUCCUCGACCGAAUAUUAUCGACACACUUGUGCAAGCCGCCUCUAUUCCCCGAUGCACAAGUGGGCGAGCUUGAUGAAAGCGCUCUGGAUGAAUGGGAACCGUGGAUCCCUCUGUCCCAUGACACAUCUAUCAGUCAGGGGAAACAACCCCUCCGAAGUAUUAGCUGUUUUAAUCUGAUGAACCAAAUUGCAGGAAUGCUGCCGCCGUUCCAUCUCACCACUUACAGCGCCAUGCAACUUCGGGAUAAGAUCGAAGAUCUUGGAAGCUGGUAUUCCAACUUGAAGAAACAGCACCAACUGCAAUCAUCAACUGUCGCGAGUCCACCGAUACUGUUACUUCAUUUGACGUACAAAUUCAGCCUUUUAGUUUUGCUCGAACAAGCACAAAACAGGGGCAUGCAGAUUAUGCCUCUAGCCGAGGAGACUGUAAACUGGACCAUUCAACUCCUCAUCCGAUGCUUCGAGGCAGACAGUGUGCUGUUUGGAAAUCCGUUGAUCGUGGUGUUUGCUGUUCAGAUCCAAUCCUAUGUCAGCCGCUUACAGGUUUCGGGAUCCAAUGAACUCAACCAUUCAAUCCGCAUGCGUUGCUUUCGAUUCCUAGAGAAUUUCCAGAAACAGUACAAAUUCGGACGCCCUGGGGCGAUUGCAAGUGACGUCGCGCCCUCACCUAUGAGGUCACAACAAGCGAGAGGGCCUCUCGCGCAAACCGUGACGGCCUCGCCGCUCACCAACGUUCCUGGAAUGGCUAUUUCGGAACACCCAAACCCGACCAUUGUGCAGCAGAAUGCGAUGAAUGUUGGAAACUAUUUGGUUGCAGACCCCCCAACCAAUUCAUCUAUCCUUGAAAAGGAUGAUUUUGACGCAAUGUUCGAAGACAUGGCGUCCAUGGUCCUACCUCGAAGAUAUGACGGCGAAGUCGCGGACUUUGCACAGAAUCUCGGCUUCUUAACCAGUGAUUUAGAUUUCAACUCCUUGGCUUUCCAUCGAACACAACCAGGUGUUUGA
This is a messenger RNA of Talaromyces rugulosus, 1977 nucleotides long. RefSeq lists its product as uncharacterized. The record is from RefSeq and is a predicted model, not a curated record. The coding region runs from base 1 to 1977 and encodes 658 amino acids. Gene Ontology annotation, molecular function: zinc ion binding; DNA binding; DNA-binding transcription factor activity, RNA polymerase II-specific. Gene Ontology annotation, biological process: positive regulation of transcription by RNA polymerase II; DNA-templated transcription. The transcript has 3 exons. Lineage: Eukaryota; Fungi; Ascomycota; Eurotiomycetes; Eurotiales; Trichocomaceae.